This is a messenger RNA of Melampsora larici-populina 98AG31, 957 nucleotides long. RefSeq lists its product as uncharacterized. The transcript is spliced from 4 exons. Bases 1 to 957 code for a protein of 318 amino acids. NCBI's taxonomy places the organism in Eukaryota, Fungi, Basidiomycota, Pucciniomycetes, Pucciniales, Melampsoraceae. The record is from RefSeq and is a predicted model, not a curated record.
AUGCCAAAAGCCGACGGAAUUCAAGCAAACCUCGUCUGCAAUGGAAUGUCAUUAAAUGAAUACCCUACCGCCUCGUCCGCGCCCAACACCGUGUUCUGCGAAUCAACGCCGGGUCAAGCUUUCGAGGUUGUGUACACUGGACCAAGGACACCUUCGGAUUGUAUAGUUAAGCUACUCUGCGAUGGUGUCCGCGUGAAGGGCACUGCAUUCCGUCGCCAUGAAAAUCUCUCUCAAACUAUUCGUGGUAUCUAUUCGCCUACCGACGAUACAAAACUUAUGCCCUUCAAAUUUACGAAUAUUGAGCUUUGCGAAGAAGAUGAUAGUCAUCCAGAACAAAUUGUUAAAAACCUAGGCACUGUAUCAUUAGAAUUUUUCCAUUGCAUCUUGGGUCGAAGCAAAAAAGGGGGUAAAGACCCUGUUCAAUCACUCGCAUCCAACUCCAAAUUCUCGGAACGGAACAAGAAAGCUAGCAUGAUUCCGCAUACUAUCAGCCUCGGUGAAUCGAUAACUGUGCCAAAACGAUCGGUAAAAAGUUCUACUCACAAGCAGAUGGAUGAAAAACCCUAUCUGCGAUUUGUAUGGCAGUACAGGUCUCGUGGCAUGUUGAUCACUGCUGGCGUGAUUCCGCGACCCAUCAGCCCGCUCCCAGAUGUCGGACCACCAAAUCCCUCAGUCACUCUUGAAGAUAGCGAAUCAAGCCUAGUACAGGUACCGGAACCACGCGUGAAGGAGCGCAAACCAUCAAUUUGUGUCAACAGAGGUGGUGACAUCAUAACUGGACCUUCGACUCGCCAGGACACCAAGCCUAACAUCAAGCCGAAGACAAGCAGUGGCAAAUCGGUGGUCAUCGAUCUGUGUGAUGAUGAUAAUCAACCAAUUUGGCAGUUUAGCUCAGCAAGUCGAUAUCAAACCUGUGAAGACCGAGUUGGAGACUCAAGCAGCCACAGCACCUGGUGA